Molecule: messenger RNA, 1967 nt
Organism: Labeo rohita (rohu)
Lineage: Eukaryota; Metazoa; Chordata; Actinopteri; Cypriniformes; Cyprinidae
Gene: nle1
Product: notchless homolog 1 (Drosophila)
Exons: 13
Coding region: 84-1514 (476 amino acids)
Biological process (GO): Notch signaling pathway; ribosomal large subunit assembly
Cellular component (GO): nucleolus
Molecular function (GO): protein binding
Source: RefSeq, a predicted model, not a curated record
UCACGCUGACGCAAUUUGCGUGCGUCCAAAAUACUUUACGUUACACGCGUGGAGUGUGGUAGGAUCAAUAACGACAGGGAAGGAUGAGCGUGGACGUGGAGCGUGUGUUGAUCCAGCUCCAGGAUGAGAGCGGAGAGGUGCUCGGAUCCCCCUUCGAUGUGCCGCUGGACAUUGGUCCGGAUAAACUGCAGCUGGUCUGCAACGCACUGCUACAGAAGGAGGAGCCUGUGCCCUUCCUUUUCUUUGUGAAAGAUGCAGAGGUGGUGUCGUCCCUGGGCACCUGUGUGCAGACGUUGGGCCUGGAGACUGAGCAGGUGCUGCCGGUUGUGUACCAGCCGCAGGCUGUGUUUCGUGUGCGGGCCGUGGCUCGGUGCACCAGCUCUUUGGAGGGCCACACAGAGGCCGUCAUUUCUGUAGCUUUUAGUCCUACAGGAAAAUAUCUUGCCAGUGGAUCUGGCGAUACGACAGUGAGGUUCUGGGAUCUGAGCACAGAAACGCCACAUCACACUGCUAGAGGACACACACAUUGGGUUUUGUCCAUUGCCUGGUCUCCGGAUGGCAAGAAACUAGCAUCAGGGUGCAAAAACAGUCAGAUCUUCUUGUGGGAUCCAGUCACAGGAAGUCAGAUCGGAAAGACCUUGACGGGACAUACGAAGUGGAUCACCUGGCUGUGCUGGGAACCUCUUCACCUGAACCCAGAGUGUCGGUAUUUGGCUAGUACCAGUAAAGACUGUUCGAUUCGGAUCUGGGAUACAGUUUUGGGCCGUUGUGAUAAAAUCCUGACCGGCCACACACAUUCUGUGACGUGUGUAAAAUGGGGAGGUGAUGGUCUUCUGUACACCUCGUCUCAGGACAGAACCAUUAAAGUCUGGAGAGCCAAAGAUGGGGUUCAGUGUCGUACAUUGCAAGGUCACGCUCACUGGGUCAACACGCUGGCCCUCAGCACUGACUACGUUCUGCGCACAGGAGCGUUUGAGCCGGCUACUGCAACCAUAAACCCUCAGGACCUCACUGGAUCAUUGGAAGAGAUCAAGGAAAAGGCUUUAAAGCGUUACAACAACGUCAGAGGUGAAGGUCAUGAGAGGCUGGUGUCAGGAUCAGACGAUUUCACCAUGUUCUUAUGGAACCCAGCAGAGGAGAAGAAGCCAGUGGCCCGUAUGACGGGUCACCAGGCGCUGGUCAACGAGGUGCUAUUCUCACCGGACACACGGCUGAUCGCCAGCGCUUCCUUUGAUAAGUCUAUAAAGAUCUGGGACGGAAAGACGGGAAAGUACCUGACCUCACUUCGGGGUCACGUCGGGCCAGUGUACCAGGUGGCGUGGUCGGCAGACAGCCGUCUGUUAGUCAGUGGCAGUAGUGACAGCACUCUGAAGGUGUGGGAUGUCAAGAAGGGGAAACUAAAUGGAGAUCUGCCCGGCCAUGCUGAUGAGGUUUUUGCAGUUGACUGGAGUCCUGACGGACAGAGAGUGGCCAGCGGUGGAAAAGACAAGUGUUUAAGGAUAUGGAGGAAGUAACCCGGAGAAACCAGUGGCCCCCGGCUCUGCACGCAACAGCCAAUCAGGCGCCUCGAAACAUCGCCCCACAGGAUAGUGGACAGCAGUGUGGGAGCAUUAAGCCUUAGCCUAUUUAUCCAACGAAACUGCUUCGACAGCAUCACAAUAGCUGACAUAUAAUGCUCUCUGAUGUUGUCAGGCCAGAUAGCUGGCAGAUAAAACGCUGCCUUUUUUUGCCCGCUCAAAUGAGCAAUUGCCCUGUGCAAGUGCAGGCGAACUGACCCAGUCUAAUCUGUGUAAUCUUUCUCACACACAUUCUUUGUAAUUAACUUAAUCCCUAAUGCCGCGAUACAGGCGGCAUUAACUGGGUCUGUUCCAGCGCCGAGAGAUAACCGGCGUCGUCACAGCGGGACCGUACAACGUCAGCAGCAACGUUUUCUCAUUUAACAAGCAGUAAAAGACUUUUAUAGGAUC